GAGAAGAGUAAUGAGUAGGAGAGAUCUGGACCUAGGAUUUAAUAGAUCCAAGGACUUCCCAGUAUGGAAAACUCCUCCACAGAUCCAGCAAAGGCAACUCUGAAACCAACGUACCUCUCUAUCCAAUAACUCUGGGCCUCUCACUGACUUCUACUAAGAUACUGAUAUCUGUUGGGAGCCUUUUCCAUUGGCUCAUUUCCUCCCACUAACAAAAAAAGGAGGAGGCUUCAGGAGCUGUUCCAUAAAAGACAAGUUUAGUUUUUAAUUUCCCCCAGACCGAAUGGGGUUUAGAAAACUUGAAAAACAACUACAGUCCUAGUAAACACCCACCGAAUGGGGGGGUGGCUAAACAAAUUGUGGUAAAUGAAUGUAAUAGAAUAUUACUGUGCUCAAAGAAAUGACGGAUAUGAUAAAUAUAGACAGAGAAGCUUGGAAAGAUAUGAACUGAUGCAAAGUGAUGUAGAGCCAAGAAAACAAUAAACACAACUACAGCAAUCUAAUGAAAGAAAAGAACAAAGACAAAACAAUUGAAAAUGAAACCCCAGAGUUCAGCAGAAGGCAGUAAAGCCCAGCCAAGCCCCAUUUCUAAGUUCACAAGUAAAAUAUCACCAAUCACCUUAAUUGCUGCUAAGCUACAAAUAUCCCUCGUUGUUUAUUCCACAACAUAUCCGUACAAGCAUUUCCAAGCCCAUGGUUGCAAAACUUCCCUCAGGUUUCUAUAUGCUUUACCAUGAAGCUGGCUCAGUAUGGUGGAUGAGCUGGAGAAAUAAGCAUGAGCUUUUCAAAAGCAGUCAACCAACAUACUUUCUCCUUCUAGGUCUAUGGGUGAACUUGAGUGAACUUGACCAAUGGUGAACCUCCACUGAAAGAAGCUUAGGAAAUAAAAGACAGCUAAGUUUAACUAAGGAUUAGAGGAUGCUACUAUCUGAUUUCUGGAGGGCAGGAGGUAGGCCAACACUAGCCACAAGUGAAAUCUUGCUCUUAGCCAAAAGGCAGAGAGAGAAAUAAGCUCCUUCUUUUCAUGAUAAACUUCCACACCUAUAAAUCUAAAUUUUUGCCUGCACUUCUUCACCAUCUUAACCCAUUUCCAAGAUCCAGCUCAGAUGCCAUAUCCUCCAGGAAGUUUUUAUUCUCAUUUUAUUUUUAUUUUUUAAAAUCUCAGAGGCAAUUUGGAGCCUUUGGAGUUUACUGAGCAGGAAGGAAGGGGAGGGGUGUCACAUGAUCAGACUUUAAGAAAAUCCCUUUAAGGGUGUGGUGAGGAUGGAUUUCAAUGGGGAGAAGCUGAAGGCAGGGAAACAAAUUAGGAGGUUAUUGAAGCCUUCAAAUGAGAAGUGAGAAGUGCCUAAAUUAGGGUAGUGGCUAUGUGGGUGGAGAGGAGGAGAUAUUCUAGAGAUUUUGUGGAGAUAGAAGUGAUAAAAAUUUGACAACUGAUUUAAUACAUAGGCUGGGUGAGAAUGAGGAGUUGAGGAUGACAGCAAGAUGGCAAACAUAGGUGACUGGAAGGAUAGUGGUAAUAGAGUAAUUUGAAAGAGGACUACAUUAUGGAGAGAUGACAAAUGCAUAGCGUUUGACGUGCUGAGUUUGAGAUGUCUGAGGGACAUCCAAAUGGAAAUACCCAGCAGGCAGUUGUUGAUGAGGGACUGGAGCUCCCGAUAGAGACUAGGGCUGGAUGGUCUAGGAAUCAUGUGUAGUAAGAUGGUAAUCAAAACCAAUGGGAGUUGAGGGUCACACCAAAUGAGAAAGUGUAAACAGAAAAAAAGGACCAAGGCUGGCGGUACACCCACAGUUAGUGAUCCUGACAUGAGCAAUGACAAGUAGGAAGAACCUUCUUCUCUAACAGUAAGAGAAAUCCAGAAAGGAGAAAGUAUCCAGGAGGUCAGCAAUGUCGAAUGCUGCAGAGAGGCCAGUGAGAAUGAGGAUUAAGAAGAGGCAGUAAAAUUUGGUAAUUAGGAGAUUAGUCAUUUUGGAGAGAGCAGGUCGGCAACCAGAUUUUAGGAAAUUAAAAAGGAGAUAUUGAGAUUGAGAUUGAGAUUAGAUACAUGAGAUGAGAUGACAUGAGAUGAAAUGAGAUGAAGUGGAGUUUUCUAAGUGAAGCUUUUCCUAUGAAUUUGGUUGAGAAAUAGAGGAGAGGGAGAGGACAAUAGUGAGGAUGGAAGGAUCUGAGUAGGGUUUGGGGUUUUGUUUGUUUGUUUGUUUUAUAGAGUGGGAAAACACUUGAAUGUGUUUGUAGGCAACAGGUAAGGAAUUAGGAGAUAAAGAUUGAAUAUAGGCUGAUAAUGGGAACAAUCUGCUGAAGAGGGGAGGAGAUGGCAUCAGGGGGCGGGGCUUGGGCGAAGACGGUAUAUAUACAUACAUACAUACAUACAUACACGGGAUUUACACACACACACACAAACAAUCCCCCCACGAGAUAGUUUAGAUCUGAAGGUGGGGAAGGUUAGGAGCUGCCCUGGACUUCAGGAGGAUGCAGAGACCGAGAUCGAGAUCCUAUCUUGAAGCAGAAGGUUAAAUUCUGACUUAAACUUAAUGGAGCAAGGACCUGGCGAACCCUGUGGUCACCAGAUCCCUGAGAAGGCGAGCAGAAUCCACGAGGAAGAAGAUGCCAAGGAAGAGGGGGAAGAAGAAGAAGAAGAAAAGGAAGAGAAUGAGUUGGGAGAUCCAGCAGUGCUCAGUGCCAUUCACGGUGCCCAGAGAGGAGACAAGGGCUCUCCAAGACUCAAGGCCCCCAGUGGGCUGGGGAUGUCUCCAGUAUCCUUGCACUUUCUGUGUCAGACAAUGGACUAUUUGUCUCCAAUCUCUUUCCGGUCUACAUAUCCAAGUGCCAGUUCUCCAGCACGGCACUUUGGACCUCAGCUGCCCUCACCAGACCCAUCUCUCUUCUACAGUCCACCAGCAUCAUGGCCCCCAAGGUUCAGUCUCCCCAGUCACCAGACCCAACUGCAUCCCCAGCACCAACGGAUCUUGCAGAAGCAGCGGCAGGAACAACAGAGUAGUCAUAAACACCAGAGUCCCCGUGUUGGGAAACUGUGGUCCCAGAAGCCAGAUCCCUAUGCUGGUCUCAUGAAUCAAAGGGAGAAAGACUGGGUGAUCAAGGUACAGAUGGUUCAGCUGCAAAGUGAGAACCCUGAGCUGGAUGACUACUACUACCAGGAAUAUUACCAAAAGCUAGAGAGAAAGCAGGCAGAUGAGGAGCUGUUUGGGCGAAGGGGUAGGCUGGAAUCACCUAAGCUGGUGACCCCUUACAUUCAGAAGACAGAGGACUAUGAAUCAGUGGUUCGAAUCGAAGGUUCCCUAGGCCAGGUGGCGGUAUCUACCUGUUUUGGUCCCCGCCGGGCCAUUGAUGCAGUGUCGCAUGGUUCACAGGAGCAGGAUUCAGCAAUAUAUAAUCAGAAGCUUCAAGUACUGUAUCGGAUUGAGAAGAUGUUCCUUCAGCUGUUGAAAUUGGAGGAAAAUCAGAAGGGUAUGCUAGCAAAGUCCUAUUUCUAUGAGCUGCAGAGAAAACAGCUAGAGAAGAUCUACCAGGAAUUGAGGACUGGUGAUCAGGACAAUUCAGAGGAAGCAGCAAAUGGAUUCCUACAAGUACUAUCAGUGAGGAAAGGAAAGGUCCUUGUGGCCCGGCUACUACUACUGCUUCCACGGGAUCAGGCAGUCCACCUUGUCCUAUCAAUCACCAGUCACUUGCCCUUCCUAAUUCGAAGGGAUACAGCUGAUCAGGCCCUACAUAUGCUGUUCAAGCCCAUGGGAAAGUGCAUCAAUCUCUUGGCCUUUAGUGAGCUUCUCCAAGGGCUUCAGGGACUGAUGGUGCUACAACCUGGAUCCCAAGAGCGGCCAAUCACUGUAGUUCUUCAGAACCAGUUUGGGAUCUCCUUGCUCUAUACCCUUCUGAGCCACGGGGAGCAGCUGGUGUCCUUGAAUUGUUCCCUGACACAACACAGCAGCAGCGAUCUUGCAGCUUGGACAGACAUGGUGGUUCUAAUUGCCUGGGAGAUAUCCCACAUGUCCACCGCUUCUCUGGCAGAGCCACUUGUUGUCCCCAGCAACCUCCCCUCCCUGUUCUGCCGUUAUGUGGACAAACAAAUAGUACAGCAAUUAGAAGCCAGAAUGGACUAUGCCCCUGUGGCUACCGACCUGACUUAUUUGGGAAAAUUAUCCUGCCCACCUACAUACCAGUCUGUUAGGGCUGAAGUUGAAGAAGGGAAAAUUCACUGAAGGAGCUGUGCCCUUAACACACAUGAAGAAUUUUUUGAUUUUCCUCAGUAAUUGCAAUGGGGACCCCAGGUUUCUUUACUGUUCUUCUAAUGAGUGCAGAAACCUAGAACCUUCGGGAAGGGAGUGCUGGGCAGUGCAUGAUUUAAAUUAAAGUGCUCAUAUAA
This is a messenger RNA of Phascolarctos cinereus (koala), 4373 nucleotides long. RefSeq names its product PAT1 homolog 2 (gene PATL2). The record is from RefSeq and is a predicted model, not a curated record. Gene Ontology annotation, cellular component: P-body. Lineage: Eukaryota; Metazoa; Chordata; Mammalia; Diprotodontia; Phascolarctidae. Gene Ontology annotation, molecular function: RNA binding. Gene Ontology annotation, biological process: deadenylation-dependent decapping of nuclear-transcribed mRNA; P-body assembly.